GUCAGUAAGUACCUUGUCUUACUGUUGAAUGAGUUGUCUUAAUUGGUGCAACAUGUUUCACAAACUGGCUUCCAACCCAUUCACACUUCACACAACGCACACACGGCCUUUAAACCUUCUCACAAAACCCCUAUUGCUGCAGCCUGCUUACACCAACCUACCUACGCAAUCACCUUCCAUACCACCCCGCCUCGCCAUUACUCACCUACCGUUUACACAACACCACAACACAAGACAUCGUCACCAUGCCUCGCAAGACGCUUCGUAUACUAUGCUUUGGAGACUCUCUAACCUCGGGAUAUUUCUGCCAUGGCAUGGACUCACAUCCAUACGCUCUAAAGCUGGAAGACCGGCUCACGGGGACAUUUCCCGAAGUGGAUUUUGAGAUCGUGCUGAAUGCUGUGCCGGGUGAUGUUGCUUCUUUCAAUCGCUUCAAAGAUAGAAUGGAUGCUGCUUGGAAGGAUAAGUCAUAUGACUGGACAAUUGUCCUUGGCGGUACGAACGAUAUAGCGUACGGUGUCCCACCUGAAAAUAUCUUUUCUGCCCUUAAGGAUAUAUACGAUGUCCCUCUGAGCCGAGAAUUCAAAGUCCUUGCUCUUACGGUUCCGGAAAGCAAGUCAAAAGGGAAGAGAGGCACGUCAUCAAGAAACGAGCUCAACCAGAGCAUUCUCAAGAACAAAGACACGGGAUACUACGCCUUUGACCUUCAUUCCAAGAUACCCUACCAUUCGCUUUCAGAACAGGAUCGCGAAAGGUACUGGGAUGACGGUCUCCAUCUUCGAGACGAGGGCUACGACUGGAUGGGUAACCACAUCGCCGACGCUCUUAUAGACAUCCUCUGGAGCGAAGGCACAUUUGAAGAGCCCUCUAACUCCAAAACCUUAGAAGUCUUAGUACUGGAAGAUGAACUCCAGUUCGAUGAAGAGGAUGGCAACCCUCGGAAUAUCAAUGAAGGAUACGUGGUGGUCCGCAAGAAAGACUUGGACUAGAGCUUUUGGCUUAUUAUCAUUGCCAGUCUACAACCAAAGGGAUCCAUGUGCUAUGCAUUGGACAUAAACAGCCCUUGAUCAUCCCAACCCCUA
This is a messenger RNA of Fusarium redolens, 1082 nucleotides long. Its product is annotated as SGNH hydrolase-type esterase domain-containing protein. Gene Ontology annotation, molecular function: phosphatidylcholine lysophospholipase A1 activity. The record is from RefSeq and is a predicted model, not a curated record. NCBI's taxonomy places the organism in Eukaryota, Fungi, Ascomycota, Sordariomycetes, Hypocreales, Nectriaceae. The transcript has 4 exons. The coding region runs from base 246 to 989 and encodes 247 amino acids.